AUGCUGCUCAUUUACGGCAAGGGUGAGAGAAGUAUUUCAGCAGACUACGAGAGGAAGCGCAGAAAGCCGCCAAAGCAAUCUGACUUUUCCGUCCCAUUUAAUCUGUUCAAUAUCCCUGAGAUACACCAUUCCAUCGCAAGAAAGACAGAGUUGGUGGAACUGCGGAGGUCGCUUACUGCAGAUGGAAGUCGGCGCGUGGUGGUAAUCCAGGGUCUUCAAGUUAUCGGCAAGACGCAGCUUGCGGUCGUAUAUGCGGAACAAUACAGAGAGCACUACUCCGCCGUGUUUUGGCUGAACAUCAAGGACCACGUUUGGGUCAAACAAAGAUUCGUCGACGGUGCAAGGCAGAUAUUGGGAACCACGACGAGGUCGUCGAUGCCGCCAAGGCUUGGCUGA
This is a messenger RNA of Truncatella angustata, 396 nucleotides long. RefSeq lists its product as uncharacterized. The coding region runs from base 1 to 396 and encodes 131 amino acids. Lineage: Eukaryota; Fungi; Ascomycota; Sordariomycetes; Amphisphaeriales; Sporocadaceae. The transcript is spliced from 3 exons. The record is from RefSeq and is a predicted model, not a curated record.